AUGAAUGAAAAACAUGGAGAAAUGGAUCAAUUAGUUAUUCUAGUAGCGGCAGUUCAUUUAUUAUACUGUCCAUUUACCAAAGUUGAAGAAAGUUUUAAUUUACAAGCUAUCCACGAUAUUCUUUAUCAUGGGCAUAACCUCGACGAGUAUGACCAUCAUGAAUUUCCUGGAGUGGUACCAAGAACCUUUUUUGGAUCCCUGGUGGUAUCUGGACUGUCAUACCCCAUAGUCGCUAUUAUUAAAUACUUUGGGUUGACUAAAUUUUGUGCUCAGUAUGCAGUGAGAGCAAUUUUAGGAUUACUUGUAAUCUAUACGCUGAGAUUGUACAGACAAACAUUGCAGAAAAUAUUUGGGAUUGAGUUGACUAAUUGGUUUGUCGCUAUUAUGGUCACGCAGUAUCAUUUUAUGUAUUACCUCAGCAGACCUUUGCCAAAUAUUAUGGCAAUGCCUUUAGUUUUAUUAGCACUGCGUGGUUGGCUAAAUCAGAACCAUAUUUUAUUUAUAUGGUCAUCAGCUCUGGCAAUAGUUGUAUUCAGAGCAGAGUUAGCACUACUCUUGGGUUUAUUUUUAUUAUACGACAUAGCUUAUAAAAAAUUAACAAUACCAAGAGUACUUAAAAUAGGUAUCCCAGCUGGUGUAUGUACUCUAGCACUAACUGUGGUAAUAGACUCUUUUUUUUGGAAGCGAGUACUCUGGCCAGAAGGUGAAGUACUCUAUUUCAAUACAGUACUGAAUAAAAGUAGCCAGUGGGGUGUAUCCUUUGCAAACAUUCAUAACAUUAAAACGUCUCCAUUCCUGUGGUACUUUUACUCAGCUCUGCCCCGAGGUAUGGGACUGUCAUACGUGCUGGUACCUCUAGGAAUGCUGUGGGAUGCCAGAGUAAGAGCACUCACUGUUCCAGCAAUUACAUUUGUUAUAUUGUACUCCUUUUUGCCUCAUAAAGAAUUAAGGUUCAUCAUUUAUGUUUUUCCGCUACUGAACGUCGCGACUGCUUCCGCGUGCCAAAGGAUUCAUUUUAUAUUUAACGCAGCAUUUACAAUGUUUCUUUUAUGUGUAUCCAGUUCAAAUUAUCCUGGAGGACGAGCUAUUACCAGAUUACACCAAUUAGAAAAAGACAAUCCGUAUGUUUAUGUCCAUAUAGAUACUUUAACCGCGCAAACUGGAGUCUCAAGAUUCUUACAAAUGAAUCCAGACUGGAGGUAUUCCAAGCAAGAAAAUUUGACGUACGAUGAUCCCGAUGUAGGUCAAUUUACGCAUUUAUUUAUAGAAGCUAAAAGUAAAAAUUUAUUUUUGAGCAAACAACCGAAUUAUAAAAUAAUCGACUCGAUUGACGGGUUCUCCCGGAUUACUUUAAAUUAUAAAAUGAUACCGCCCAUACGAAUCGAAAUGAAGCCCAUGAUUUUCAUAAUGAAAAAACCCGGUAUUGAUAACUUGGUCAAACGAUCUUCGAACAAUCAAAAUUUAGAGUCAGGAAUUGAGAACGAAGAUGAUGAGGAAGAAGAAAUUGAUGAUAAAAUAAGUGACAAUUUUAAUACUGUAAAUUUUGAUAUCGAGGCAAGCACUGAGAAAGAUUUUAGUAAUAAUAAUAAUGAUGAUGUCUUGGAAAUUCCUAAAAUAAAUGGAGCAGAAAUUAAUAUAGAUAAAAGUAGCGAAAAAAUAAAAACAUAUCAGUCUGUAAAAGAAGAAAUAAAGCAGAUAGUAGAAAUUAUUCAUGAAAGACGAAAUAAUGUAGAUUUAAUUGUGAAAAAAAAUAAUUUUUAUUCUCAAGUACCUGAAGAAUCAGUAGUAGAAGAUAAUAUUGUUAUUAAUAAUUAUAAUAAUAAUAAUAAUAAUAAUAAUAAUAAUAAUAGUGAUGGAAAAGAUAGAGAAGAAAAAAAGCCAAUAGUGAUAAAUAAAAAAAUGCCAAAAAGAAAUUUUAAAGAUGAAUUGGAGACUGAAGUUAUAAAAAAUGAUAAAAAAAUAGUUAUUAAAAAUAAAUCCAAUGGAAUAAUAACUCCGAAAAAACAAAUCUCGGCUAUAAAAGCUGAAAUGAGUGAACAAGAAAAAAAUAGAGUGAAAAAAAUAGCCGAGCCUAAAGUGGCUAACGUUAAGGAGAGUAUACGUAAUAUUAUCCAACAGUUCAAGGAAUUCGAAAAAGACCUAUCAGCUUCGGCGGCCGGCAAUUUAAAUAAUAAAAUAAAUAAUUGGUCGCGUAAAAAGAAAAUGGGUAAGAUUAAUGAGGAGAAGGUUGAGAAUACUCAGUCAUCCUUAGGAUUGCCGGAUGAGUUUGAGGAGAAUUAUGAUGAGGCAGCAGUCUUAGAUAAUGCCAAAGGAUAUCUUCGAGAUGUUAUUGACCAGUUUUACCAGCUGAAAGAUGAGCUGUCUUUCAAAGAGAAUUAUCAGUUUAAAGAUAUCGCUGAUAAAUUUGACGAACGACCAAUUACUGACACUCUGAUAUUGUUCAGCGAAGCACUGAAAGAUUUAGUCCAGGAGAAGAAGGGUAAUAAACUAAAAGAUAUUACGUCUGAAGAUAACGAUAUGAUCAAUCAAAUUGAUGAUCUACCUAAAAUUGAUUAUAACGUCCCCGAAGUUAUCGAGGAUGAUAAUAAUUCAAAUGAAAAAAAAAGCAAAAAGCCAGACCGCCGGAGUCGUGAAAAAAAAUAA
Cotesia congregata is the source of this 2643-nucleotide messenger RNA. Lineage: Eukaryota; Metazoa; Arthropoda; Insecta; Hymenoptera; Braconidae. The record is from the annotation of a GenBank genome assembly.